Setaria italica (foxtail millet) is the source of this 1284-nucleotide messenger RNA. RefSeq lists its product as uncharacterized. Gene Ontology annotation, biological process: nuclear membrane organization. The transcript has 8 exons. The record is from RefSeq and is a predicted model, not a curated record. Gene Ontology annotation, cellular component: nuclear envelope. The coding region runs from base 30 to 1142 and encodes 370 amino acids. Lineage: Eukaryota; Viridiplantae; Streptophyta; Magnoliopsida; Poales; Poaceae.
CACCUGUCUCCCCGCGUCUCUGCGCGCCCAUGGCCGCCUCCGCCGAGGGCGAUCCCUCGCCGCCGCCUCGCGGGUGGCUCUCCGGCCUCGUCUCCGGCGCCGGCCGCCUCCUCGCCGCCGUCCUCGACCCGGAGUCCUCCGCCUCCGACACCACGUCCUCCUCCCCGGAGUCGUCGCAGUCACCGCCGCGCCGCGCCCUCGCCGCUGCUGAUGACGGUACUGGGAUGUGCGUUGCUUCUGACAGUUAUCAGUUAAACUUGAGUGGAAAGGAGAUCGUUUUGAAAGAUUCUGGCAAUGGAUCCUUUGCAGUUGUCUCAGAAAUAGACCCAAAAGAAGCUGUAAAGCAGUUGCUUAUGCAGGAUACUUACUCACGGUCGGAAUGUGAUGAAUUAAUAAAAAUUAUUCAAGAGCGGAUGGUAGAUUCAGACCCAGGUGUAGAUGCACCUGAAAUUGUUCUUCCCAUUGCAUGGCAUGCUAGCACUCAGCAACACCCUGUAGCAUACUCUUCAAGUCCAAACACCUCUCUCCUGGCAGCAUCGGGUAUUCCUGAUUAUACUCCAGUGUUUGACAAUACCGUUGAGGAGGAAUGGCUGAAGAGAAGUUCAACUACUACCAAAGGCCUUUGCACCAAGAAUCGUGACAGGAGUCAGCCUCUGCAGGCCAUGAAACGAAGUUAUUCUAGCACAGGAGCUGCUUUUGAAGAGUCUCGAAGAGUCAGGCUAAAGCGAAAUGAUUGCAGCACUUCAGGAAAGAAUGACAAGUGCACCGUGGGCAAUGACUCUUGUUCUGCCUCCAAACUGAUGUUUCAAGAAGACAUUGAGGGUGCACCCAGCUCAUCGAUGGGCUUGCAACCAGUGAACAGCUCCAAAAAUUUGAAGAGGGGAUUCAAUUUAGAGAGCAGCAUUCCAAGGAAUACAAGGUCACCUGCGACUGCCAGCAGAAGUCGUCGCUCGAAUGCCAGCAGAAGUCGUCGCUCAAACAAUCGCAGCACAGCCAGACCAUGGAAUGGGCCGCCACAGCCACAGCAGAACAAUCCGGCGCCGGCGGGAGUGGAGCCCGACGCGGGCCGCAUUCGGGCGAAGAGGCCGGUCGGAAGGCCGAGGAAAGAGCGGAGGUCUCGAAAGCUGAAGAAAUACACGUAGGCUACAAUAUUUUUUUGUAAAGCAAAGUCCAGAUUACUGCUAACAACAGGUGAUUGUUGGUAUUGUGUGUAUAUUUAGUUUAGCCUUAAUGUUCUCUGCAGUAGCACAUUGGUAUAUAUGGACAUAUUACACAUGCGAUGCA